Molecule: messenger RNA, 2394 nt
Organism: Ctenopharyngodon idella (grass carp)
Lineage: Eukaryota; Metazoa; Chordata; Actinopteri; Cypriniformes; Xenocyprididae
Gene: gpn3
Product: GPN-loop GTPase 3
Exons: 7
Coding region: 155-919 (254 amino acids)
Molecular function (GO): GTPase activity
Source: RefSeq, a predicted model, not a curated record
UUUUGACCCUAGCGGGCUUCCGUAGGUGACGAAAAGACAGCAUGGCGACUGUAGAAAUUGUAAGUGGAACACACUGCCGAGGCAAAUAACGUUUUUCUGUGAGAUAAGUGAAAACAACAUAACAUCUAGUGCUGCUGGAGCUGGAGAAUUGACAAUGCCUCGAUACGCGCAACUAGUGAUGGGUCCUGCCGGAAGUGGAAAGAGUACUUACUGUGCCACAAUGAUAGACCAUUGCCAGGCCCUCAACAGAUCUGUACAGGUGGUAAAUCUGGAUCCAGCUGCAGAACAUUUUGAGUAUCCUGUCAUGGCAGAUAUUCGAGAGCUGAUCCAGGUAGAUGACGUUAUGGAGGAUGACUCCCUGAGAUUCGGCCCCAAUGGAGGACUGAUCUUCUGUAUGGAGUAUUUCGCCAACAACUUUGACUGGCUGGAGGAGAGUCUUGGUCAUGUGGAGGAUGACUACAUACUGUUUGAUUGCCCUGGUCAGAUCGAGCUGUACACACAUCUGCCUGUUAUGAAGCAGCUUGUGGAACAGCUGCAGCAGUGGGAGUUCCGUGUGUGUGGCAUCUUCCUGGUUGACUCGCAGUUCAUGGUCGAGACCUUCAAGUUUAUCUCUGGAGUUAUGGCUGCCUUGAGUGCUAUGGUCAUUCUAGAAAUUCCACAAGUCAACAUAAUGACCAAAAUGGAUCUGCUCAGUCCAAAGGCUAAGAAGGAAAUGGAGAAGUAUCUAGACCCGGAUAUGUACUCAAUGAUGGAGGACAACUCUGCUGGUUUGAGAAGCAAGAAAUUCAGAAAAUUAACCAAGGCCAUAUGUGGUUUGGCGAAUCUCAACAUAACACCGACUGUGACGCAACAGUCGGGAUCAUUAAUAUGUACGCCCCCAGCUUUUGCAUAUACCAGCCCCUGUUCAAGGCAGUAUUAAGGUCGUGGAGCUACACAGCCGAAUCAUCAGACGUUCUGCAGGUAUUGUGAAGCAUGCAAGCAAUGACAAUAGCGAAAAUGGCAGAUGGAUCCAUAAUUGUUCAUGAUCCACGAUAUCAUGAUAUAUUUAGUGAUAUUUGUAAAUUGUCUUUCUAAAUGUUUUGUUAGCAUGUUGCUAAUGUACUGUUAAAUGUGGUUACAGUUACCAUUGUUUCUUACUGUACUCACGGAGACCAGAGCCAUGUCUUUAUUUUCAUUUUUAACCCGAAAACGCUUGUAGUCUGUAUAAUUCAUAAACGCAUCUGCAUUCUUAUCGGGUCUCUCCAACUGUGUGUAGCUUUAGCCCCGUUAGCUGUGCAGCACUAUCAAAAUCAUUCAGAAUCAAAUGUUAGCAAACAUCCACAAAAUACAUGCCAUGUGAUCUGAUAUGCUGCAUCACCAACAGUUUGUAAUGAUCCAUUUUGAGAGAUAUAUUGUGAACUUCAGUAUUGUUUAUGCAAAGUUUAAUGGAGUCGCGAGCUUGGGGGCAGGGAGCACGAGCAUUUAAAGGUGUACACACCCCAAAUCAGAGCAUUUGUAAUUCCACCCCAAAACAGGCAGUUAAAACAUGGUAUAAUAAAAAAUCUAUGGGGUAUUUUGAGCUGAAACUUCACAGACACAUUCUGGGGACACCUUAGACUUGAAAAAUGUCAAUUCUAGGGCACCUUUAAGUGCAUCAUCUAGGGCUGAACAAUUUCAGGAAAAAAUUCAGAUUAAAAAUGCGAUUAAAAAAAAAAGAAGCUCCUGUUUUGCUGUGCUUGUUUGUUGGGCUGCAAAAUUUGGCCAAAAAUAAUUUUUGAUUAUUCUAUAAAUCUGACUAUAAAAUGAUAAAAAUAAUUAUUAUUAAAAAAAAUAUUAUUUUUAUUAUUUAUAUUUUUUUUUUAUUAACAAAAAAAAUAGUUGUAAUAAUUCUACUUCACUGUAGACACAUUGAGUAUUUAAUAAUAAUAAUAAUAAUUUUAUUUUACAGUACAACUGUAAAAACACAAUACUAAUAUUUGUCUUCAUUUCUACAUUUUCUUUUUCAUUUUCAAUGACUAAAAAGAUCACUAUUAUCCUUAAAAUAUUAAACAAAUUAAGAAAUAUAUUACUUCAGUGUACACAUUACAAAUUGAAUAUUUAAUAAUAAACUAAAGCUUCUUUUUUGGCUACGUUUAUAAAGAUUGUCAUUACAUCUCAUCCGUGGAAAUGUUUCACUGAAGUCACACACUAGAUUUAUUUAAAUCGCAGCAUUUGCAGUUUGAUAAUCGCAUAGCCAUAUCACGAUUUCGAUUUUGACAAAUCGUUCAGCCUUAGCAUCUUCACGCUGAAAAUAUCUGGAGAUAAAAGUUUUAAAAAAUUUCUUUAGUAAAUUGUUGAAAUUGCACUGUUUUCUUUAGAUUGAUGAUUACAGUAUGGUUCGAUUCCUUCCCUUUGAUCGCACUGAUGAGGAGGGCA